AUGCCACCAAAAGUCAAAGCUCCAAAAGUUAAGGUAGAAAAACCAUUUAAAUAUGAGAGAAACCUAGCUACUCAAUACAAAUUUGGAGCUCAUGUUGGUAUGUCAGGAGGGAUUUAUAAGUCAGUCACAAAUGCAAUGAAUAUAGGAGCUAAUUCUUUUGCAUUAUUUUUAAAAUCACCAAGAAAAUGGGUAUCACCAGAUUUAAAACCUGAUGAUAUAAAAAAAUUCCAUGAUUUAUGUACAUUACAUGGAUAUAAUUCAAGAACAGAUAUUUUACCACAUGGAUCAUAUUUUAUAAAUUUAGGUAAUCCAGAUCCAGAAAAAGAAGCAAAAGCUUAUGAUUCAUUUUUAGAUGAUUUAAAAAGAUGUGAAUUAUUAAAUAUUGGAUUAUAUAAUUUUCAUCCUGGUUCAAGUUUAGAUGGUGAUCAUAAAGAAUCUUUGAAAAGAUUAGCUAAUAAUAUAAAUAAAGCAAUUGAUGCAACUGAAUUUGUUAAAAUUGUUAUUGAAAAUAUGGCAGGUCAUGGAAACCUUAUAGGUUCUGACUUAAAUGAUAUAAAAGAAGUAAUAGCAAUGGUUGAAAAUAAGUCAAGAGUUGGUGUUUGUUUAGAUACUUGCCAUUCAUUUGCAGCUGGUUAUGAUAUUACAGAUGAAACAAAGCUCUUGGAGUUUUUAAAAACUUUUGAUGAAUUAAUUGGUCCAGAGUAUUUAAGUGCUAUACAUUUAAAUGAUUCAAAAGCUCCAUUAGGUGCAAAUAGAGAUUUACAUCAAAAAUUAGGUUAUGGGUUUUUGGGUCUAGACGUAUUCAGAGCAAUUGCAAAUUGUGAAAGAUUGAAAGGCAUACCCAUUGUUUUAGAAACACCUGUAAAAGAUGACGACGAUGACAUAUAUGGAGAAGAAAUUAAUUUACUAGAAUGGCUAGAAGGUAGAUCAAUAGAAGAUUCGGAGUAUAUAGUGAAAAGAGAAGAAUUAUCAAAAUUAGGUGAAAAAGAAAGAGCUGAACAUUUGAAAAAAUUUGAAACAAAGAAUAAUAAAAAGAAAGCCAAAGAGGAUAAACAACAAGGAGACAUUACAAAAUUGGUUAAAAAGAGAAAAGUUGCCUCUAAGUGA
Molecule: messenger RNA, 1107 nt
Organism: Lodderomyces jiufengensis
Lineage: Eukaryota; Fungi; Ascomycota; Pichiomycetes; Serinales; Debaryomycetaceae
Gene: APN1
Product: DNA-(apurinic or apyrimidinic site) lyase
Exons: 2
Coding region: 1-1107 (368 amino acids)
Biological process (GO): base-excision repair
Cellular component (GO): mitochondrion; nucleus
Molecular function (GO): DNA-(apurinic or apyrimidinic site) endonuclease activity; phosphoric diester hydrolase activity; DNA binding
Source: RefSeq, a predicted model, not a curated record